Molecule: messenger RNA, 5709 nt
Organism: Mercenaria mercenaria
Lineage: Eukaryota; Metazoa; Mollusca; Bivalvia; Venerida; Veneridae
Exons: 1
Coding region: 1-5709 (1902 amino acids)
Biological process (GO): DNA integration
Molecular function (GO): nucleic acid binding
Source: RefSeq, a predicted model, not a curated record
AUGUCGUCUAAAGGGGCGGAGCGGUUUAAAGAAACUGUUGAAGCAUAUCAGGAUAGACUUCAUGAAUACUGGGGAAUGAUUCAAAGAACAAUUAAUGAAAAUGAAGUAACCUCUUCCCUAGACCAUCUGAAAUACAAAUUGCUGAAAUCAUCUGUGUUGGAUCAGUUCAAAAAAUUGGACAGCACUUCCGCAGAAUUUAUAAGAUUUUUGGAAGGGUCGAAAGUAACAGAAAGUGAGAAUCUCCUAAAAACAGUCACAGAAUUCACCAAUGAAAAGAGACAGAUCGCAAAUCAGUUUAUUGAAAAAUUAAAGUCUUUGCGUCCUGAAGGGUCUUUAGUCCAUUCAAAUUCACAAACAUGUAGGUCCAGCAGCUCUAUUGCUAAGCUUCAGGCUAUAAAAAUGAAAGCGGUAUUUGCUGAGAGAGAGGCUGAGCUUGAACGGCAAAGAGUAGCACUGCAAGAAAAAGAAGCAAUAACGGCUGCCGAGACAUCUAGAAAGAAGGCAGAUUUAGAAAUAGACAUGAAACUUUUGCAACAGAAAAAAGAGGCAGCCAUAGUUGAAGCUGAACUUAAUUCGGUACACAGUGAUAGUGAACUAGGUGAUUUCGACUCGGUGGCCACCGAAGACCCAGAGAUAAAAACAGCAAACUAUGUAAACAAACUUACAGUCACUGAUGCGACAGAUAAAGUGAAUUUGUGCCAUGUUCAAACACCGAAUGCAGCAGGAGAUUUCACAAAAUUUCUGUUUAAGAGAGAUCUACUCAUGUCACGUUUAACUGUAUUUAAUGAACAGCCAGAAAGCUACCAAUCAUGGAAGCAAACUUUCAAAUGUGUUGUCACAGACAUAGAUGCCUCACCAUUGGAGGAAACAGACUUGCUUAUAAAAUGGUUGGGAUUGAACUCUCGCAGACAAGCAACGUCAUUAAAAGCAGCAUACAUCAGCAACCCAUAUGAAGGCUUAGUCAAAAUUUGGGAAAGAUUAGACGAGAGAUUUGGUGCCCCUGAAACAGUGUACCACUCAACAGUCAAGAAGCUGGAAUCUUUUCCAAAGUUAACAGUGAAGACAUACAACAAACUGUAUGAUCUUUCCGACAUACUUUCAGAAAUAGAAGGGCUACAGAAAGAUCCCAGAUACAGCACAACGCUUUCCUACUUCGAUGCCGCAGUUGGAGUGAACCCCAUAGUUAGCAAGCUGCCUCACCAACUCCAAGAAAGAUGGACAACUUAUGCAACAAGUUACAAGACAAAACAUUGUGUCAGUUAUCCGCCAUUCACAGCAUUUGCGCAUUUUAUUCGGGAGCAAAGCAAAGUUCGGAAUGAUCCAAGUUUCGCGUUCGAAGAAUUGGUAUCAAGAUCAGUAUCAAAUCGUGGAGAGAGGCCAGUUAUUGCGAGAAAGACUGAUGUUGAAGCGAGGUGCCCCAUACACAGAACUCAACAUGCUUUAGAAAAGUGUAGAGUGUUCAGCACCAUGAGCACUAGUGAUAAGAAAAAGUUACUUAGUGAAAAGCGGUUAUGUUUCAAGUGUUUUAGUAGUACACAUGUUGCUAGAAAAUGUAAUAGUGAUAUUAAAUGUAGCAUUUGUUCACGUGAUACACAUUGUACAAUUAUGCAUGUUGAUACACGGGAAAAGCCAGUCGUUCAAGGUGGGGAGGGGGGAAAUGUUGGCAGUACCAAUGCAAAGUGCACCGAAGUCUGCAAUGAUAGUUUUGGGGGAAAAUCAUGCGCAAAGAUUGUUUUGGUUAAUACUUAUAGUAUUUCUGCUCCUGAGAGAAAAAUGAAAGUGUAUGCUAUUCUUGAUGAACAGAGUAAUGGUACUCUAGCAAAGCCCGAGCUAUUCAACUCACUGUCUCUGAAUGGUCCGCGCGUUGAAUAUACCUUGAAUACUUGUUCAGGCUCCUUGGUGGUAGAUGGUCGCAGGGCUCACGACCUUGUUAUUGAGUCGCUUGAUGGGUCUGUAAGCUAUCAGCUCCCAGAUGUAUUUGAAUGUACUCACAUUCCUGAUAACCGUGAGGAGAUUCCUGUCCCUCAGGUUGCUCUUCACCAUCCUCACUUAGAGAGCAUAUCCUCAUGUAUUCCAGACUUAGAUGAGGGUGCCUCUAUCUUACUCUUGGUAGGUAGAGAUUUGUUGGAAGCCCACCAUAUCUUAGAGCAGUGCAUCGGUCCCCCUGGUACCCCUUACGCCCAGCGCCUUAGUCUUGGGUGGGUGAUUAUUGGGGAAGUUUGUCUCGGUAAGGUUCACACUCCGCGAAAGGUUUCAGUGAAUAAGACCUUUGUUGUAGGUGAUGGUAGGACAUCCAUACUGCCUCCGUGUACGAGCAAAUUCCACAUUGAGAAAGACAGCUUCGAGUUUGACUCUAGUUAUAUGUAUGACCCCGUGUUCGUCACUACUCCCAGUGACAAUAAACCUUCCUUAUCAGUGGAAGAUAGAGAAUUCCUUACCAUUAUGGACCAAGAGUUUUCCUUGGGUUCUGAUCGUAGGUGGGUAGCACCUCUCCCGUUCAAAUCUCCCAAACCUAGGUUGCCUAGCAACAGAGAUCAAGCCUUGAGACGUGCGAAAUCUUUAGAGACAAGUCUCUCAAAGAAUCCAGUGAAGAAGCAGCAUUUUCUAGACUUUAUGUCCAAGUUAUUUUCAAGUGGCCAUGCUGAGCUUGCCCCCAAGCUUGCAGAGAAUGCAGAGUGUUGGUACUUACCUAUCUUUGGGGUAUACCACCCAAAGAAGCCGGGUAAAAUCAGGGUUGUGUUUGAUUCUUCCUCAAAAUGUGAUGGUGUGUCCUUGAACUCGGUUCUCCUACAGGGUCAAGACCUUACCAAUAGCUUAUUGGGUGUAUUGAUGCGGUUCAGGCGUGAUCUGGUUGCCAUUUCUGCAGACAUUGAGCAGAUGUUUUAUUGUUUUAGUGUGGCUGAACACCAUAGAGACUUUCUGCGUUUUAUCUGGCACAAGGAUAAUGACCCCUCUAAGCCCUUAGUUGAUUACCGCAUGACUAGACAUGUGUUUGGAAAUAGUCCGUCCCCAGCUGUGGCAACGUAUGGCCUGAGAAAGGCCGCAGAAUCAGCUGAUCAAGAUGUCAAGGACUUUGUGUGCCAGAAUUUUUAUGUUGACGAUGGCCUUACCUCAUGCCCCUCAGCCUCAGUUGCCAUAGAUUUGCUUCAGAGAACUAGGGCCACUUUAGCAGUCACAGGUUUGAAUCUCAACAAGAUAGCAUCCAAUGACCCUGAUGUAAUUAAGGGUUUCCCAAGGAAAGAUUUGGCCACAGAUCUGUCCCGUGUAGACUUUGAACAUGAGAACUUACCUGCUCAGCGUAGUUUAGGUGUCGAAUGGGAUCUAGAACAAGAUAGUUUUACCUUUACCUGCAAGAUUCAGGACAGACCUAUAACCAAGCGAGGCUUACUUUCUGCUAUUCAUAGCAUUUUUGACCCCCUUGGCUUUCUAGCCCCAGUACUGAUUAGCGCCCGACUCAUCUUACGGGAUGUAAUGUUAUGCAAGUUUGGCUGGGAUGAACCUUUGCCACCAGAGACCUAUAGACAGUGGGAAAGUUGGCAGAAAAACCUCCUUCAUUUAGAAGGCAUUCGGAUACCUAGGUGCUUGUUUUCGCUGUCGCUUGGUUCAUUGUCUGAUUUCGAGCUCCACACUUUUUCAGAUGCCAGUGAGAAGGCGAUAGCAGCUAUUGUUUUUCUAGUUGCGAAUUCAGAAGGUGGCAAAAGGCAUGUGAGUUUCAUUAUGGGAAAAUCAAAGGUUGCCCCAAACAGCGGUCAUACAAUUCCCCGCCUAGAACUUUGUGCUGCAGUCCUUGCCACUGAAUUGUACCAGAUUGUUGCGGAGAAUAUGCACAUAGACAUCCGUAGUUCGCAUUUCUAUACUGACAGUAAAGUUGUUUUGGGAUACAUUUGGAACCAAGCUAGAAGGUUUUACACGUAUGUAAGCAAUCGUGUGCAGAAGGUAAGGCAGGUCUCUUCCCCCCAGCAGUGGCAAUAUGUCGCCACCAACUUAAACCCUGCUGAUGUUGGAACCAGAGGUGUAAACUCUUCACAGUUACAAGAUAGUGUUUGGUUAUCAGGUCCCAAAUUUCUAUCUGAUGGUAAGACUACACAGACAGAGUUCUUUCCCCUACUUGAGCCAGACCUAGAUAAGGAGAUUCGCACUCGGGUUGCCGUUAAAACAACUGUGGUCUCGGAAGGAAUUAAUCCAAAAAGUAGUCUUGGUUCUGGUAGGUUCACUAGGUUCUCAGAUUGGUCAAGACUUGUUUCUGCACUCUGCACACUCUGGCAUAUUGCAGUAUCUUUUCAUGAGAAGGGGCAGUGUCGUGGCUGGCAUGCAUGUAGUGAAUCUAAAAGUGUAGAAAUGAAGCGACAGGUUGAGACUCUGAUCGUCAGGGAAGUACAGCAAACACUAUACCAACAGGAAAUCACCUCCCUUUUGGCAGGUAGACCUGUGCCCAAGACCAGUUCUAUUCUCCGUCUUGACCCUUACUUAGACCAGGAGGGAAUGCUGCGCGUAGGUGGACGACUAAGCAAAAGCACCUUGUCGGACAAGGAAAAACACCCUUUGUUGUUGCCUGGAAAACACCAUGUGUCAAAGUUGUUGGUCACCCAUAUUCAUAACUCCAUCAAGCACCAAGGUCGCCUUAUAACCGAAGGCGCUAUAAGAUCUGCUGGUUUUUGGGUCACUGGUGCAAAACGUAUUGUCUCCACACUUCUCCGCAGUUGCGUUGUUUGCCGUAAGCUUAGAGGCCGGUUUGAAUACCAGAAAAUGUCCGAUCUACCUGUUGACCGCGUUAAAGAAGCAAAGCCCUUUUCCUUUGUAGGUGUAGACGUUUUCGGCCCGUGGCAGAUUGUGUCACGUCGUACCCGGGGAGGCCAAGCCAAUUCAAAACGUUGGGCUGUCAUCUUUACUUGUCUUACUAUCCGCGCAGUUCACAUUGAGAUAAUUGAGGAAAUGACUUCUUCCGCAUUCAUCAACGCGCUUCGCAGGUUUAUUGCUAUUAGGGGCAAGGUCACGCAGUACAGGUCUGAUAGGGGUACCAACUUUGUUGGGGCCACAGACAAGUUAGGCAUUGACGCCAUUAAUGUGGAAGACGCUGAGAUAAAGAAGUAUCUUUUUGACUCUGACGCAGUCUGGGUCUUCAACCCUCCUCAUAGCUCCCACAUGGGAGGAGUCUGGGAGCGAAUGAUAGGGAUUUCGCGGCGUAUUCUAGAUUCUAUGCUCUUAAAGACACCAAACCUUACCCAUGAUGUCUUGGUCACACUAAUGGCAGAAGUGAGUGCCAUAGUAAAUGCUCGGCCAAUAGUCCCUGUCUCAGAUGAUGCUGAAUGUCCAGACAUUCUUAGUCCUUCUGCGUUACUUACCAUUAAGCUCCAAACAAGUCAGCCCAUUUCAGAGUGCAUGUCGUUAAAAAACCUAUAUAAGGACCAAUGGCGACGUGUUCAGUUUCUGGCAGAGCAAUUUUGGGUCCGGUGGCGACGCGACUAUCUCCAGUCCCUACAGUCCAGGCCUAAAUGGCUAAAUGAAGAAGUCCCACUUAAGGUAGAUGAUAUAGUCCUUUUGAAGGAUAGUCAGGCUCCGCGCAAUAGUUGGCCAAUGGCUAGGGUAUCGCAAAUCUUUCCAAGCUCAGACAACAGAAUUCGCAAGGUCGAGAUUAGUUUCUUUAGGGAGGGAAAACAGAUAUUCCUUACUAGGCCUGUGGUAGAGUUAGUGGUACUUGUGAGAGCAUAA